Molecule: messenger RNA, 1549 nt
Organism: Drosophila ficusphila
Lineage: Eukaryota; Metazoa; Arthropoda; Insecta; Diptera; Drosophilidae
Product: putative inorganic phosphate cotransporter
Exons: 4
Coding region: 56-1528 (490 amino acids)
Biological process (GO): transmembrane transport; monoatomic anion transport
Cellular component (GO): plasma membrane
Molecular function (GO): transmembrane transporter activity
Source: RefSeq, a predicted model, not a curated record
UCGGUUGAUUAAAGUAUCGGAUUUCGAAUUAAAAUUUCUGUUAAUCAAAUCAAAGAUGACGGCAGAGAUUAACAAAGGACCCGUGGUGGGAAUGCGACAUGUCCAGGCGUUCCUGAUCUUCCUCAACAUAACCACCAUGUUCAUAGGUCGACUCAAUGUGGGAGUGUGUGUGGUUGCGUUGACCAAUGCGGAAACCACAAACCCAGACUUUCCGGAAUAUGACUGGACGGAGGCGCAGAAAUCGUAUAUACUCUCCAGUUUCUUUUGGGGUUACAUCUUUACCCAGUUUCUGGGAGGAUAUCUGUGCAAAAGAUUUGGAGUGAAGAGUGUCAUGUUCUGGGGAGUCUUUGGUUCUGGAGUUUGCAGUGCCUUGACACCACUCUUCAUUGGAUUUGGCGAGUGGCAGGCCUACUGUGGAAUUCGAGUGAUAAUGGGAUUGUUUCAAGGAUUGGUCUUCCCCUGCAUUCACCAGCAUUUGGCCAAAUGGUCACCGCCAACGGAGAGAAAUCGAUUAGGAGGUCUUAGCCACACUGGAAUCGAGUGUGGCAAUGUGAGUGCCAUGUUCUUGAGCGGAAUGAUAGCCAAGAGCUCGAUGGGAUGGCCUGGAGUAUCGUAUGUCUCCUCCGGAAUCGCCUUCCUGUGGUGCGCACUGUGGUUCAUCUUCGCAGCCGACAAUCCCACUGAAUCUCGCUUCAUUGGAGAAGCUGAACUCCAUUAUAUCGAGUCUUCCCUGAAGCACAGUGAAAACUAUCACAAGAAGGUUGUUGCCAUACCUUGGAAGGCCAUUUGGACCUCGGCUCCUUUCCUGGCACUUCUUGUAGUCCGAUGCAGUGAAAACUGGGGAUUGAGUACUCUGCAGGCUGAAAUUCCAUCUUAUAUGAAUGGAGUCCUCGAUAUGGACAUGAAAAGCAAUGCUUUCUUCUCAGCACUUCCCUUUUUGGCCAUGUGGUGCAUGGCAUAUGUUUAUUUAAUCACUGCGGAUAUCCUUCUGAACAAAAACCUGGUUACCUUGGCGGUUUUGAGGAAAACUUACAACUCGAUAGCUUUCUUUAUUCCCGCUGUCACUUUGGUUGGCAUUGGAUUCCUGAGCAAGGAACAGAAGAACUAUGCGAUUGCUCUGAUGACCAUAAGUGUGGGUGUGAAUAGUGGUCAGACCAUUGGAAGUGUUUUGAAUACCAUUGAUCUAUCGGAAAAUCAUGCUAGCAUUCUAAUGGGAAUUGUAAACACAGCGGCGAACUUUGUUCCCAUUGCCACUCCUUUGGUGGUUGGAUGGGUUGUAGAGGAUAAUACUGAUCGCACAGAAUGGCAGAUCAUAUUCAUCAUCGCCUCUGUCUUCUUUUUUGUGGGCAACUUGAUCUAUUUGAUCUGGGGCAAGAUGGAAACUCAACCAUGGAAUGCCGAGGACUAUCUCCAAGUCAAAGAUCAGGAGCUUGGCAAGGAAUUAGCCAGUAAUGACGCGCCGAAGAAGAAUUUGUCCUUACAAAUCAAUGAAAAAACCAAAGAUGAUUCCAACGCGACUAGCGGAUAAAAAAUCCAUUUAGUUUUUAAG